CCUGCGCCUGUUCACUACGGCAACACACUGCUUGUCGAGCAGAGAGACUUUCGGCUCGCGUACCCGAUCGCGAAGCGUGGAGAAGAGCUCCGCGACAAAAUGGACGCAAAGAAGAAACCUCCACCCUACAAAUCCAUCUCGAAGAAUAGAUGGGUGUCGCGCAAGCGCAUACAUGGUGAAGUGCCGGUGUGCAUCUGCGAGCCGUCUAGCAAUUGCGGAGAGGAGUGCAUGAACAGGGUGCUGCAGUACAUUUGCAACCCGAAGCAGUGUCCAUGUGGCGAGAGGUGCACCAACAUCUCUUUGGCAAAGCGUGCCAAAGUGACGACUACAGUGACAUAUGUAAGUCAACGCGGAUUCGGUCUGCAGACCCAGCAGCGCAUUCAAAAAGAUCAAUUCAUCGACGAGUACCGCGGCGAGGUGAUCAACCUCGCAGAGUGCGCACGUCGCGUCACUGACUUCUACAAAGCCACUGGCAAUUUUUACUUUUUGGACUACGACAAUGCUGCGGGCGAAGUGCUUGACGGAGGUCUCAAGGGCAACAUCACCCGAUUUGCCAACCACUCUUGCGAUCCGAACUGCUACAUCGAGAAGUGGCUUGUUUGCGGAUCGGAUGAGGAGCGAGAUGCAGAAUUCCAAAUUGGCUUGUAUGCGCUGAGGGACAUCGAGCCAGGAGAGGAGCUGACCUAUGAUUAU
Molecule: messenger RNA, 693 nt
Organism: Ceraceosorus guamensis
Lineage: Eukaryota; Fungi; Basidiomycota; Exobasidiomycetes; Ceraceosorales; Ceraceosoraceae
Product: SET domain-containing protein
Exons: 3
Biological process (GO): regulation of DNA-templated transcription
Cellular component (GO): chromatin; nucleus
Molecular function (GO): histone H3K36 methyltransferase activity; protein binding
Source: RefSeq, a predicted model, not a curated record